UUUAGGACCCGGGAGUCUGCCUUCCUCUCCCUCUCUCUGCUGUGUGUGGAGAGAGGGGGGUGCGCUUGUGUUGGUCAGGAAAGGAAAUGUUGCCUCUUUUUCUCCCCCCUCUUCUUCUUUCUGGUGACAGAUGAGAGAAAUCCCCUCCGUGCUGGCCGUGAGAGAGAGAAAGAGAGAGAGAGAGAGAGAAGUGAAGUCAGUCACCUGGCGGUGAAGGACAGUAAAAACAGGACCGGGAAGGCGGCGGCGGAGGAGGAGGAGGAUUGGAAGGGGGGAGAGAGAGGAGAGGGGAGAAAAGCUCUUCUCCCUCCACUCUCUGCAAGGGAUAGAGACACCCCGACUCCUUUGGUGAAUCUCCGUUGUAGGGAGCGAGAGAGAGGAAAGGAUCCUUGUGUGGUUCUCCUUCCCUUGCUCCCUUCCUGGGUCUUUUCCAUCCAAGGCUGAAGCCGGCGGCUCAGGCGUCGGAGGGUUGAGAGGCGGCUCUCCUCCCCAAUCAGAGCCAUGAAGGCGUCCGCCUCGAACCGGGGACGCUCCUUCUUCGCCUCUCCCGGUUUUGCUGCAUUGGUGCCGUCCGAGGGGAGAAGGAGAACCGACAACAACGCCGCCGGGUGGCUUCCCUCUCGGAUGGGGCUGGUGCCUUGCUUCUAAAAGCCGCGCUUGGCUUCCUCUUCUUUGGGUGGGAAUCACCUGUCGCUGGGAAUCGAGGGGGAAAAAUAGGAAGGACCGACAGGUUGGGAUCCCGCCCCGGAGCAUGACAUUCCCCGGGAGGACGAGGCUGAGUUAGUCCCAGCCUAGGAUUGCUCUCUAUGUGUCAUUGGCGAGCGGAGGGGAAAUUGGCACAACUUCGACGCCGGGAGGGAGCUCCUCUUUGCUGCUCCUGCUUCUUCGUCGCCUUCUUCGGGGCUUCCCAUUGCCUCCCUUUCCCACCGAUGGACAGAUCGGCCAACCUGGACAUUGAGGAGCUCAAGAUGACACGGGAACAGUAUAUAUUGGCAACACAGCAAAACAACCUGCCAAGAACAGAAAAUCCUCAAUUUUAUCCAGUAGGAAUUUAUGGUUGGAGGAAGCGGUGCCUAUACUUCUUUGUCCUUUUACUCUUGGUGACCAUGAUAGUUAACCUAGCCAUGACAAUAUGGAUUCUAAAAGUAAUGAACUUCACAGUGGAUGGAAUGGGGAAUCUGAGAGUCACCAAAAAAGGAAUUCGGCUUGAAGGUAUAUCUGAAUUUCUGCUUCCAUUGUAUGUGAAAGAAAUCCACUCCCGAAAGGAUAGUCCACUGGUCUUACAGUCGGACAGAAAUGUUACAGUGAAUGCAAGAAAUCAUGUGGGACAAUUAACUGGACAACUCACUGUAGGUGCUGAUGCUGUAGAAGCUCAGUGUAAAAGAUUUGAAGUGAGUUCAAGUGAGGAUGGCAGGGUGCUCUUCUCCGCUGAUGAAGAAGAGAUUGUUAUUGGAGCUGACAGACUGAAAGUCACAGGCAUUGAAGGGGCUGUGUUUGAGAACUCUGUGGAGACUCCUCACAUCAGAGCAGAACCUUCACAAGACCUCAGACUUGAAUCGCCAACUAGAUCUUUGAUAAUGGAAGCUCCAAAAGGAAUACAAGUGAGUGCAGCUGCAGGGGACAUUAAAGCCACCUGUAGAAAAGAGCUUCACUUGCAAUCUACAGAAGGGGAGAUAUUUUUAAAUGCAGACUCAAUACGACUAGGGAAUCUACCGUUGGGUUCAUUUUCAUCUUCUUCCUCUUCUCAAGGCUCUUCGGCUACUCGACAGACUAUCUAUGAGCUUUGUGUUUGUCCCAAUGGUAAACUGUACCUUUCUCCAGCAGGAGCAGGCUCCACAUGUCAGUCCAGUAGCAACAUUUGUUUGUGGAGCUGAAAGAACUCCUGACCUCUCCUCGCACCAGAAUAGCCUUUUCGUUACUGUCCCUCUCUUCACAGUUGUGCUCGGUUUCCCUCGUGCAGUCAUGAAACUCCAAACAGACCACAGAAUAACCUCUUCCAAUGUAAGCAAGGAAUAAAAUACAGCCUUGUCUGGCAUAUGGACAUUCAAGAUGGAAGAAGGCAGAAGGCAAUCAAACGGUUGCCUUCAUCAGGAAACCUGGAUCUUCAUAUCAAAUAUUGUCCAAAAGGGAGAAUAACACAGGUGCCUUUGCUAUAUAUGAAGUGAAGCACAUUGUUUUAGGUUUUUGCAGGAACUGUAAAUGAGAAACUGCACAUAUAUACAUAAAUAUAGAUAAAUAGAUAUAGAUAUAAUAACUAUAUAAAAUUGCCCAGAGUCUAAAGGUGAGAUUAAUUGGUAUGAUAAAUAACUUUAUUGUCUGAAAGCACAAUUUUCAUAUGCCCAUCACUUUUGGAUGUAAACUUUUAUCCCUGAAUUUUUAAAAAAAUGUUAAAGCAUUGUAUAAUGCUUGCUCUACUAAACAAUUAAAAUGUAAUUCACAUUCUGAACAGCAAGAGACAGGAUCCCUCCUUUAAGAAGAAGGAGGAGGAGGGAAAGUGCAUUGUUAUUGUCUCCAUCUAAUUUUUUAAGAUUGUGUUGAUAUUUUUGAAGCACUUAGUGAUUUAAUAUAUUCAGACAAAAAUAACACCAUUUAAAAAUUCUUGUUCAGCCUUUGAAUGAUUAUCUAAAUACUGCACAUAAAUCAUUUGGGGUUUUUUUAAGCAAAGGCAAUCUUGGGCCCAGAGAAUGAUGUACAAGCACCAGACAUGGCAGGAAAGUUGAGGGUAAAUGAAUCCUUGAACCUGGUCAGUAACGUGGAAGGAAGAUCACUAAGAGCUCCAUGACAAAUUAGGAUAUAAGUAUAAAAAACUGGGGCUGUAAAUCUUUACUUCCUUCUCUCCCUCAUACUAUAAUGAAACGAAAACUUUUUCUCUCUGCUGGGCAAGGUUACGGGGUGUUUUUUACACAUUUAAUUUUAGUAAUUUUUGUGAUUUUCUGUGAAAAUUUCACAAAAAUAUUUUUGCAAAAAAAAAAUUUGCCCCAAAACAUGAGCAUUCUGCAGAUUUGGCUCUGACUGGUUCAGCUCAAGUAGAUACAUUAAAUCAACUGUUGAAUGGUGAGUCAACAUGUAAGAUAAAUGCAAUUGAUCUAAUGGGUCUACUCUAGUUGGGAACAACAUAAGGAUGUAGGUCACCAAUUUUUUUACAAAACUCACAUUAAUUUCAUAGAAUGGUUCUUGGUACAUUUUUGUUCAAAUCCUUCUCCACCAAAACUAGUAUUUUUGUUCUCACAAAAAAGGUGAAAGCAGUGUGUCUCAGUGUGUUAAGAGUGAAUACAAACAAAAUCACAAAUACUCUUUAUAGUUUCCAAGUAAAUCCAUUCUGUUUUUUUAAAAAAUAUCAAUAGAGUUGGAGAAUAACUGUGAGAACAGGCCACUGAAGAAUUUAUCAUCAUAGACAAAUAAAUAAUCAGUUAGAUACUUUUUUCUUUGAAACUAUAGUGUUUUAUAAUGGGGAAAAGAGCCAUGCCUUAUUCUGGUAUCCAGUGACUAUACAAGGAGCUCCAGUGUGCAGUGGAGAAUGCAAAUCCAUGCACACAUAAAACAUUUAUUCGUUAAAAUGUUCUUGAGAGCAACACCAUGACAAAUUUUUGGACUCUAAAAUAGAGGUCAGAUUUAAACAACACAAUUCAGACGUGAGGCAUCAUGUGCUUUGACAGUCAGUUGGAAUGUUGCGCACAUAGUCAAUCAUUUGUUAUCUGUCCUGGAUUAUGAGGCAAUUUAAAGAGGUUCACAGAAGGAAAAUUCCCUCUCUUUUCUGCAGCCAUCUGUACAUCCCAAAACCCUAUCUGGGGUGUGACUGAUGUUGCACAUUGUAGGAUAGUACACAGUGAAUGCAGAAAUGACUCCAAAUUGGUAGUGGAGUCUAUUUCCAGAAGCCUUUGUAAUAUAUUGAACACUGUUUGGGAAUGUAUUCUCAAAUUUCUGGAAGAGUUUGGGGAAUUUAGAUGACUAUAGCAGAAAGAAGAGUGGGAAACUUUAUUUCUCUUGGCUUUCUUAAAGUAACUUGCUUUAACAUCAUUAAAUGCUCAUGAGUCAAUGUUGAAUAAAAGAAAGGCAGGGGGUAACAGAUUACUUUUUUAGGUUGUCUCACCUAGUUUUGUUUACCAAAUUUACUCACCUGGUCAUCACAAUGUCAUUAUGGGAACUGAAUGGUAAAAAAAUUAAGUUGAUGAGAUGCUAAGGCAUUUGGGAAAAAAAUCUACUUGUUAAAGUACAUUGAAAUAUUUAUCAUUAAGACUAUAUUCUCAAUGUCAUGUUUUUCCUGUUGUAACUAGUGAUUGGAAUGCAAAACUGGGUGACAUGUUACUCUAGAGUCUUUCCUGACACCUUGGAGGUUACCUCCCUACCCCUCUCAAAUACAGUAAUACACAGAGCUUGAAGAAAUUACUUUUUGACUACAACUUGCAGAAUCCCCCAGUCAGAAAGGUCAGUAAGUUUUCCAAACUUUAAAUGUAGAAGAUACAAAAUUUAGAAGGAAUCACAAAGGAAUUGUCUUUUUUAUCGGUACAAUCCAAAUGAUUUAUUUUUAUUGAAUGUAAAUCAUCUUGAGGUAGGAAUGCAAAACUUUCAUUAUUUUUUCCUCACAUACUGGGACAAAUAAAUGCCAUAGUUUUCUCUCUGCUAUGGGAAAAUUAAAGUUCUCCUGCAGUAUUCUCCACAUCUUCAAAUGUCCCAAAGUGUGGUGAAGAAUUAAUUCCUGUAGAACUUGUGGAGCUUUUGAGCAAAUAAACUUUUCCUUAACAGGAAAUAGUGGCUUUAGCACAGAAAACAGGGUUUUUCCACAUGUUUUUCUAUGAAGAAUAAUUGCUUCACAAUGUUUCAGAGUGCUCGAAAUACUGAGAAAACACUCUGUGUGUCCAUUAUUCUUUUAAAGGGUUUUCCCAAUGUUUAGGAAUUCUACCUUUUCAUUUGGUAAUCAAAAAUAAUACAUUGGGGAUUUUGUUUCCCUUGGAAAUUUGAUUCAGAGAAAAUUGAUGGUGACAUGUAAAUCAAUCCAGAAACUGCAUAGUGGCCCAAUUCAGCAUAAAAGGGAACCAUAUAUUUAUGAGUUACAGUUAAGGCUGCAUCUCAAGUGCUUCUUCUUCUGUUUCCUCUCACUUUGCCUCUUAGAAGGACUUUAGAUGCAUCUAUCCCUGGUUUCAAGCCCACAGUGACUUCUGCAACAUUAAACACUGGGGUGUAUGAGAUAUCGAUAUGGCAAAUCAGGAUGUGGAGAUGUUCUUUGGUCUUUAGUUCAUCUUAGUAUCUGUGAGCAAUAAGGAACUCUGUUUACUUUGAGAUGAUUUAGGCUACCAAUAUCACCAUCCCUAGCUAUUGGCCAUGGCACCUUACUUAAAGGUGUAAUUUAAACAAAACCCAAAGUUUGAAUGUUGCAUGGAAUUUAUUUUGCAUUAAACCAUGAACAAAAGCUUGUAAUGCCCUGAGGAAAAGCAGGUGGAGACGAAGAAGGAUUCCACAAACCUAAGGCUUGAUGCAGCUUGUUGACAACCUGGGAAAUCAUGGAUUACUCUCACAUCUGAACUUAAUCCAACUGUUGUCCAAAUAUCUACAAUGAUACUGUUUCUUUUGUUAAUGAGUUUAUUCAUACAAACAAAAAAAAUCCUCAUGUGAAAUCAUAGCUGGCAAGGAAACUGUAACUCAAUAUAAUCAUUUGAUUAGAAGAACAAUAUUGGUGUGAACGUUGAGGAAAUCUUUGGAUCACUGGAUGAAAAAAAUGAAUCACUAUAUAAGUUAAUGAUGUUUAAAUGGGUGAGUCCUUCUCUAUAUGUUUUCCUUUUGUUUUGUUUUUUUGUCUGUGGGCCUUAUUGUUCAUUUUAAAGUAGCCAUUGUGCAGUUGAAAAUAAGUAAUAUGUGUACAAAGACUGUUCUCCCAGACAAUCAAAACUACUGUGGCAACCAGAAAGGUGCCUGCUUGCACUGUCAGAGCAGCAAUAGCUUGUUACUCAAGCCAAAUUACAUGGAAAAUCAUUUGGCUCAACAACAAAGCCAAAUCAGUUCACAGGCCUACCCAGAAGUUUCUAUGUUGUACUUAUAUAAUCUGUACACCAUCAAAUUGCUGUCACAGGAACCUCCAAUGAAACCUGAAUGUGUGCCCUGUUGAAAAGUCUAACUCUGUUGAAAGUAGUUUGAGCAAAGUCAGAAGACUCCAAAUGAUAAAGAACAGCUGAAAGGGAUUUGGAAAUGGGGAAAAAUAGUUGGGGAGGAAUGUCAUUUGUUUGUUGCCUGGUGUCCUGAACGUUUCCCCUAUGACAGCAGAAUAUGUCAUAUAUCACAGCAAUGUUUUAUUGAAUCUAUCCACUACAAUGCAGUAUAUAUUUCCAAAGACCAUUCUGCAGUCAUGGGUAGUGAGAUACAGGGAUGUGUAUUUAUGCAUUUAUGCAUCUCUUCUAAUGACAUCUAGCCAUAUGGCAGCCUCUGAAAACUAUAGAUAUUUUUCAGUAUUUCUAACUAUGUUUAGUGAGACUUGCCUGCAGCUUCCUAGGAUAGAGCAUAGCCAGCCUUCUUACUUGACUCUCAUAAUCAUUCAGAAAUCUGUGAAAACAUGGUUUAUGGGUAGGUUGGACUUGCACCAUCAUGAAAAAUGGCUGACUUUCCAUGUGAUUAAAGUCAACAAAUAGACUAAAACUUGAAGCAGUUGCUGGAAAGUACUACCUAGCACCAUCAAUGGAUGACUAGCUAGUAAUAGGUGGUAAGAACUGUACUUGUGAAGGUUUGUGUGCAACAUAAAGGAAGUUGCUCAAAGAAGCAGAUCUUGAACUGGUCACUGACCUUAAUAAAGUCAACUUGACUUGACUUGACAAAGAAGCAGAACAGCAUUCCUGGAAGAAUUUGUCUAGUUCUAUUCAAUCACAGAAUCCUAUAGCAUCUCCCCUCUUCAUCUACUGUGGUUGGACAAAUACUUCUUUCUUUACCUUGAACUGAAUUUUGAUAUGGUUUAAUUUAAAGGCUGAAUUUAUUAUUUUACACAUGAAGAACAAACACUAGGUGAAAAAGUUCAAACACUAGGUGAAAAAAAAUCUCCAGAUAUACAAAAGAUGGUGUGGGGUGAAAUUAAUGAAUGAGAUUAAAGAUUAAUUAAUGAACACAAAAUGCCUUCCCUAUAAAGCAAUUUAAAGCAUUGCUGGCAUUCUGUAUUGCAGUUACAGAUAAAAGAAAUGUAACCAAGCAUCACUUCCUGACCUGAUGCUCCCUCAUCUACCUUAAGAAUCAGCUGCCAGAUCACUCACUCCAAGCAGGGAUUUCAUCCUUUUUAUGCCCCAAUCAUCUCCUUUAAGAUUUAGGAGUGUCAACUGUUAAAGUGGGAUGUGAUUAUUUAGGAUUAUCAAAUACAGAUUACUAAUUUCAGUACUGGAGACCAGCCAUGUUUGGUUACAAAGCAGGCAUUAAAAUACGGUAGCUUAAUUACUGUAGCUUUCUGCUUGAAUUGGCAGUGAUGUUUUCUUGCAUUUUUUUAAAAAAAUAUUCUCAACUUCUUUCAAACUAAUUUUUUGGAGAAAUAUUUGAAUUGUGAUAAAUUCUUACACUCCUACAAUAAUCUUCCCAAUCCAAACAAAGUUCUUACUCAUCUUUUGUAUACUAACCUGGACACCUAUUGUACUCACCAAAGUCUUCCAUAUUCUAUUGUCGAAGGCUUUCAUGGCCUGAAUCACUGGGUUGUUGUAGGUUUUUCGGGCUGUYUGGCCAUGUUCUAGAAGCAUUCUCUCCUGAUG
Molecule: messenger RNA, 7709 nt
Organism: Anolis sagrei ordinatus
Lineage: Eukaryota; Metazoa; Chordata; Lepidosauria; Squamata; Anolidae
Gene: SGCZ
Product: sarcoglycan zeta
Biological process (GO): heart contraction; cardiac muscle tissue development
Cellular component (GO): sarcoglycan complex; sarcolemma
Source: RefSeq, a predicted model, not a curated record